AUGAACAGUAACGACAAGAAGAAGAAGAUGAAGAAAAGGAAAGCUUCAACCGAUGUCAGAGUUGUUGCUGAGACGGUUGAAACUCGCCAGGUGAAAGGCGAAAUUGGUGAAACAGAGGAAAAGAAAAGGAAGAGUGUUGAGAGUAUCAGCCACAUUGAUGAUUCCAACGGCCAAAAUGAUGACUCGGAAGAAUGCAACGAUUCUAUACCCGAAGAACAAUUUUCAGUUUCUGGAGGAAUUAACAAGAGUGAUGCCGUAACGAAUGGCAAGAAAGGUAAGUCAAAAAAUACUGAAAGAAAGAAAAGAAAAGGCAGCUUGUGUCAAAUCAUGAAACCCUCGGAUAGUUUGCUGGAAACAAGAGAAGAAAUUGCAGAAGAUGAAGUUUAUCAGAUGUCUUCAGGGGAUGAAGAUUACUCUAAAGGAAUGAAAAAAUGGAUUACACACUAUCAUCAGAGUAGACCUGGGCUGAAUGUUCUGCAACAGAGGAUUGAUGACUUCAUAAUGGCUCACGAGGCAAGAGAGGAGCAGGCUAAAGCAGAGAAGCUGGCCCAAGCAGCAGAAGGUGGAUGGACUGUUGUUGUGCAUCAGAAAGGUCGUAAGAAGACGACUGAAGCUGAUAGUGGAAUCGCCGUUGGUUCUGUGGCCCAAGCUGCUGUCCUAGACAAGAUGGGAAAGAAGAAAAAGAAGGAAGUUGGCCUAGAUUUCUACCAGUUCAACAGAAGGGAAGCACACAGAAACGAGAUCAUGAUGCUGCAAAGCAAAUUCGAGCAGGAUAAAAAGCGGAUACAACAGAUGCGAGCUGCGAGGAAAUUCCGCCCCUAUUAACUGCUUACCCCUCGAGUUUCAGAGAUUAUGUUUGGAUUUUAAUUUUUCGCUCAUGCUUGUAGAUUCAAGGUUGAGUUGAGUUGAGUUCUAUGAAUGGAGUUAGAGAUUUAUAGGUUCACUCUGGAAAGCAUUGUUGUAGCUGCUUUACAUGUACCAAUUGGAUGUGAAAAUGUACUGAUUUUAUCUGCGCAGGAACA
This is a messenger RNA of Salvia splendens (bonfire salvia), 1022 nucleotides long. RefSeq lists its product as uncharacterized. The coding region runs from base 1 to 825 and encodes 274 amino acids. The record is from RefSeq and is a predicted model, not a curated record. The transcript is spliced from 7 exons. Gene Ontology annotation, cellular component: CURI complex; UTP-C complex. Gene Ontology annotation, biological process: rRNA processing; ribosomal small subunit assembly. Lineage: Eukaryota; Viridiplantae; Streptophyta; Magnoliopsida; Lamiales; Lamiaceae.